AUGGCUCGCGGUAACCAACGUGAUCAGGAUCGUAUAAAGGCCCAGAAAAAAGCAGGAGGAGAGAAGAAGAAGAAUAACCAGACCGGUACCCAAAUGCAACAAUCCAAGGAGUCCAGCGCCGAAAUCAUGCGACAGAAACAGGCUGCUGCUGAGGCUCGCAAGGCCGCCGAGGCCGCCAAGAAAUAA
Messenger RNA from Fusarium venenatum, 186 nucleotides. RefSeq lists its product as uncharacterized. NCBI's taxonomy places the organism in Eukaryota, Fungi, Ascomycota, Sordariomycetes, Hypocreales, Nectriaceae. The record is from RefSeq and is a predicted model, not a curated record.